AUGCUAAUAAUUGGAGAGGUUGCACUGCAUUUGCAGCAAUGGCGCCAGUAUCAUCGUCUUCGUAUUCCAUCACUCAACAUACCAACCACAUCUUUUCUCUCUCUUCACCCAUUCAUGGCGCAAAAUUCUCCUCCCCUCAUCACUUCAGAUGAUGAAAGCAAAACUUAUGUUUUGCUUGAGACCAAAGGAGAAGAUUGUGUGUUGUACACUAGAGAUGAAACAGUGGAUUACCUCAACAGCCCAGCUAACAAGUUAAAAACAGGAAACUGGAAAGCAUGUUUCUUUGUAGUUGCAACUGCAAUUCAACACAGUGCUACAGCCUCAAGAAAUUUAUCAAAUUGGACUGGGGCUUGCUACAUUGCCCCAUUAUUUGGAGCAUUUGUUGCUGAUGGCUAUAUUGGAAAAUACUGGACAAUAGCAACCUCUUCUAUCUUGUAUGCCAUUGGGAUGACAUUGUUGACAUUAUCAGCUACAAUGCCUCAACUAAUGCCAACAUGCUCCAAAACAAACAUUUGUGAUGCAACAAAAGCUGAAACCAUAGUGUGCUUCACAGCGCUUUGCUUGGUAGCAAUUGCAAGUGGAGGAAUCAAGGCAUGUGUGUCGGCUUAUGGAGCACAGAUCAAUUUGAUGAUAAUGACAAGGCUGAAAAAAAGCUCAAGAGUUCUUUUUUUAAUUGCCAUGGGAAUGUCCGUAUUUUGUUUCUUUUCUGGUACUUGGUUUUAUAGGAAACAUAAACCCAAAGGUAGCCCUUUCACACGUUUCUUCCAAGUGGUUGUUGCUUCUUUUAGAAAGAAAAGAAUCAACAUCCCACCGGAUUCAUCGCUUUUGUAUGAGAUUCAUGAUCAUGCUAAUUCUACAACUAAACUUAAUCAUACAAGAAAUUUCAGAUUUUUAGACAAAGCGGCAGUGAAGCUCCCCCACGGAUCACACAAAAGGAUCAACGAACCCAUGGAGUCUUUGCACAGCAUCAUAUUCAGCACCAUACGUGGCCAAAUAGACAAUCUAUUCAUCCUACAAUGCUUGUUCAUGGAUACCCAAAUCCCUAACACAAGUUUCAAAAUCCCACCAGCCUCAAUAGGAACUGGCCACUUCAUUUCAAUCUUUUCAAUGUCAACAGCCGGAAUCUUGGAACUCGUUAGACUAGACAUCGUUAGAAGACACAAUUACUAUGAAACCAAACCUGUCCCAGUCUCCAUAUUUUGGCAGGUUCCACAGUUUUUAAUUAUUGGUUGUGCGGAAGUGUUUACACUUGUGGGACAGAUGGAGUUUUUUAAUGAGGAAGUGCCUGAUUCAAUGAGUAGUUUGGGGUCAGCUAUGCGACUAAUGACGAUUGCUUUAGGGAGUUAUUUCAGUUCUUUACUUGUGAGUGUUGUUAUAAAAGUGACUACCGAAGGUGGUGGGCCAGGUUGGAUUCCGGAUACUUUGAAUUAUGGGGAAUUACACAAGUUUUUUUGGCUUUUGGGUGGUUUGAAUGUGGUGAAUCUUGGGGUUUUUGUGGUUGUUGCUAAGUGGCAUACAAGUAAAAACUCAUAUAUCGUGAGAAUGUAA
Molecule: messenger RNA, 1548 nt
Organism: Lactuca saligna
Lineage: Eukaryota; Viridiplantae; Streptophyta; Magnoliopsida; Asterales; Asteraceae
Source: the annotation of a GenBank genome assembly